Necator americanus (New World hookworm) is the source of this 1026-nucleotide messenger RNA. RefSeq lists its product as uncharacterized. The record is from RefSeq and is a predicted model, not a curated record. The coding region runs from base 1 to 1026 and encodes 341 amino acids. Lineage: Eukaryota; Metazoa; Nematoda; Chromadorea; Rhabditida; Ancylostomatidae. The transcript has 3 exons.
AUGACUACAAGAGGGAAUAUGCGUCUUUCAGCAAGCGAUAAAAGUGAGGAAUUCGUAGUCAUGUCACAGGCUCUUGAUCGGGAAAUAACAAAUCUUCACUUGCAAGAUGAAACGAUCUAUCGCCGCGUAACAGAGAAAGAAUUCUUUGUGCAGUGCAAAUGCUUGAAUCAUGUAUGGAUGUCAGGAAAAUCUGCUGGUCUUGACAAACGAUUUGUAAGCCGCCUGAAGCUUGACAAACCGUCCUGCCCUGUGUUCUAUAGCCUCAUCAAAACGAGUAAGCUGAACCCCGAUGAGAUGAACUCAACAUCAGCGGCAACAUUCAAAAUCCGACCAGAAAUAAGUUGUGUGGGAGGACCAACGGAUCGAAUUUCGUGGUUCCUUAAUAAAAUCAGCAUAACGGCAGAAGAGCAGCGAAAGCGGAAGGUGCCGACUUUUAAGCUUCAGCUCGAUUACGUUCUGACGAAGAUCAUACAUUUGUCAGAUAUUCGGAAAUCUAGAGCUGUCUGGGACGUCGCAUUCGAUUCAAACCAGCGCCCAGUUCUUCUCAGCUUUAUGGUAUGGUUCCACAAAAGGUAUUGGGGAGCUCAACAUCAACCGAAGCUCGACUUGGCAGCACCGAGGAAGACGUUCGCCUUUGCAUCUACGGAGACAAUAUCCAUGUACAAUUCCGUAUGUGUUGCCCGCAAUACUGGUAACUUCAGCCCGGAGAAGGGUCUGAGAAAGAGGUUGCGUCGUCAGCUGAAACGUGUUCGUGAGAACGAAUGGACGUCAAGAGCGAAGGAGUUUGAGAAGGCGUGGGAGGACAAGAACCCGAGAAAAGCCUAUACUCUGCUAAUGCAGUAUAGCUGCAAGAUGAAGAGGAGUUCGCCUGUCCUGAACACAGCCAAUGGAGAUGCUGUCGGGGAGACAAACUUGCCCAUCUGGAGGAAGCAUUUUAACACUUUACUGAACCGACAAGCGCCGUUUAUCCCUGCACUCGUGCACGCCCAAGGACAGAUAUACCAUGGAAUAGCGCAGAAAUGCUAA